AUGCUCGUCCCGCUCCUCGCCGCGGCCGCCGCGCUGCUGCUGGCAGUCCUCUACCGCAGGCUGCACUACAUGCGCUUCCAGCAGUACGCGCACUUCCCGCAGCAUGCCCCAUCACUACUGCUCGGCCACCUCGGCGUCGUCGACGCCUUCAUACGCAAGGAACCGCCGCGGGGGCACGCCGACGUGGCCUUCACAGCCAUGCACGAGGCGCUCGGCCGGCCAGCCGUCUUGCUCGUCGACCUGCGGCCCGUGUCGUCGUGCAUGGUGAUCGUGUGCAGCCACGAGGUGGCCGAGCAGGUGUUGCGGCCGACGGACCGCUGGCCGCACACGCCGCCGAGAGGCCCCGAGUUCUGGGAGAGCAUGAAACCGCUCACCGGGCCGACGUCGAUCCUCGCCGCGCACGGCGAGCAGUGGCGCGCGCUGCGCAAGCGCUUCAACCCGGGCUUCGCGCCGCAGCACCUGGUGACGCUCCUCCCGGCCAUCCUCGACAAGGUGUCACUCUGCCUCGGCCAGCUCGACACGCACGCGCGCGCUGGGGAAGACUUCUCCCUGCAGCACAUGGCUACCAACCUCACCUUGGACAUCACCGGCCGCGUCGUGCUCGACUUCGACAUGGACGCGCAGACGGCAGCCCCGACGCCCUUCAUGCGCGACUUCCGCGCCCUCGUCGAGACGUACACCAGCGACCACCUCGACAUACCGUGGUGGUGCACGCCGCGCACGCAGCUGCGCCGCCGCCAGCUGUCCAAGCGCAUCUGGACGACUCUCCGCGCCAUGGUCCGCGCCCGCCACGCCGACGCCCAUGGCCUGCGCGACAUCAAAACACUAACCCCCGAGCUGGUCGACGCCAUGUACGAGCUGGCGCGCACGCCGCGGGCGCUGGCGGCGGUGCGCGCCGAGCUGGACGAGCUGUUCGGGGCUGACGCGACCCCCGCAGCGGUGCGCGAUCGGCUGCUGGCACCCGGCGGCGACGAGCUCGUGCACCGCAUAGCCUACACUUUCGCGGUACUCAAGGAGACGCUGUGGCUGUGGCCGCCGGAGUCGACGAUGCGCAUGACGCGGCCGGGCGACGGGUGGGCGGUGCGCGAUCCGGGCACGGGCGAGAUGCUCAACCUUGAUGGCCUGCUCGUGUACCAGCUUGUGCCCAUCAUCUAG
Lasiosphaeria miniovina is the source of this 1155-nucleotide messenger RNA. RefSeq names its product cytochrome P450. The transcript has 2 exons. The coding region runs from base 1 to 1155 and encodes 384 amino acids. The record is from RefSeq and is a predicted model, not a curated record. NCBI's taxonomy places the organism in Eukaryota, Fungi, Ascomycota, Sordariomycetes, Sordariales, Lasiosphaeriaceae. Gene Ontology annotation, molecular function: iron ion binding; heme binding; oxidoreductase activity, acting on paired donors, with incorporation or reduction of molecular oxygen.